Molecule: messenger RNA, 3015 nt
Organism: Acanthosepion pharaonis
Lineage: Eukaryota; Metazoa; Mollusca; Cephalopoda; Sepiida; Sepiidae
Source: the annotation of a GenBank genome assembly
AUGGUUGAUAUGGAAAACGAAAAUGCUCGUCUACGUUUGCCGAGCCAUGAUACUGUAAAAAAAACUAUUUUGGUAAAAAGAGCAAUCUCAGUCUGCUAUCUAUCUAUCUAUCUAUCCUACUCUAUUUAUAUCUCAGCCUAUUCAUAUCUAUCUAUCUAUCUAUCUAUCUAUCUAUCUAUCUAUCUAUCUAUCUAUCUAUCUAUCUCAGUCAACUCAUAUCUAUCUAUAUGUCUACUCAUAUCUAUCUCAGUCUACACCUUCCUAUCUAUCUAUCUAUCAAUCUAUCUAUCUAUCUAUCUCAGGCAACUCAUAUCUAUUUUAGUCUACUCCUAUCUAUCUAUCUAUCUAUCUAUCUAUCUAUCUAUCUAUCUAUCUAUCUAUCUAUCCUACUCUAUUUAUAUCUCAGUCUAUUCAUUAUCUAUCUAUCUAUCUAUCUAUCUAUCUAUAUAUCUAUCUAGCUAUCUAUCUCAGUCAACUCAUAUCUAUCUAUAUGUCUACUCAUAUCUAUCUCAGUCUACUCCUUCCUAUCUAUCUAUCUAUCUAUCUAUCUAUCUAUCUAUCUAUCUAUCUAUCUAUAUCUCUAUUCAUAACUAUCUCACUCUAUUCAUAUCUAUCUAUCUAUCUAUCUAUCUAUCUAUCUAUCUAUCUAUCUAUCUAUCUAUCUAUCUAUCUAUCUGGCUACUCAUAUCUAUUUUAGUCUACUCCCGUCUAUCAAUCUAUCUAUCUAUCUAUCUAUCUAUCUAUCUAUCUAUCUAUCUAUUAUUAUCUUCUCGGAAAAUUAUCAAGGGCUCAGGAAUAGAUCUAUCUAUCUAUCUAUCUAUCUAUCUAUCUAUCUAUCUAUCUAUCUAUCUAUCUAUCUAUCUUAUAUGGGAAAUAACCCACGAAUCAUUGAAAAAACCAAAGAAUUUUAAUCCAGUUUCGACACUGCCGAGAUCAAUAUCCAUGGUUUGGGUGUGCGCAUAUGCAUGUACGUGUGCACGCUCGUUCAUCGCUGCCUUUGGAAUCUUUCAAUCUAUCAUUCCCUUUUUUCUCUUCCUCCAUUUCACUAUCUCUCCAACAAUAUUGUGCUUUCGCAACUUCUUUCUUUCUUUCUUUCUUUUUCUUUCUUUCUUUCUUUCUUUCUUUCUUUUUUUUUGGACAGUGAAGAACUUUUCUUUCUUUCUUUUCUUAGCCCCGUUCAAGUUUAUAUCGUCUUUCUCUUUUCCCAGUCGUUCCUCUUCUUUCUUUCUUUCUUUCUUUCUUUCUUUCUUUCUUUCUUUCUUUCUUUCUUUCUUCAGUUUAUAUCAUCUUUCUUUUUUCACAUUCCUCUUUCUUUCUUUCUUUCUUUCUUUCUUUCUUUUUAAAUUUUUACAAGAAAAAUAUUUUCACAUUCCUCUUUCUUUCUUUCUUUCUUUCUUUCUUUUUUUUCAUUUUCAUUCAGGCGAUUCUUUCUUUCUUUCUUUCUUUCUUUUUAACAGAGAUUUUUCUUUUUUCACAUUCCUCUUUCUUUCUUUCUUUCUUUCUUUAACUUUUUACAUCUUUCUCUUUUUCACAUUCCUCUUUCAUUCUUUCUUUCUUUCUUUAGCGCUUUUUACAUCUUUCUCUUUUUCACAUUCCUCUUUCUUUCUUUCUUUCUUUCUUUCUUUCUUUCUUUCUUUCUUUUUCACAUUCCUCUUUCCUUUCUUUCUUUCUUUCUUCAUUGUUUUUUUUAUCAUCUUUUUCUUUUUCAUUUAUUUUCUUUUCUUUUCUUUCUUUUUCUUUUCUUUCUUUUCGCUUCUUUCUUUCUUUCUUUCUUUCACUUUUUCCUCUUUCUUUUUUUUCUUUCUUUUUCUUUUCUUUCUUCAGUUUUUAUCAUUUUUUUUUUUUUUACAUUUUUCUUUUUUUCAUUUUCUUUCUUUUUUUUUUUUCAUCUUUCUUUUUUUUUCCAAUUCCUCUUUUUCUUUCUUUCUUUCUUUCUUUCUUUUUUCUUCUUUCUUUUACAUCUUUCUUUCUUUUUUUCUUUUUCUUUCUUUCUUUCUUUAUUUUCUUUGUUUUUAUCAUCUUUCUUUUUUCCAUUUUCCUUUCUUAAUUUUCUUUCUUUUUUCUUUUUUUAUCUUUCGCUUUUUCAUUUAUUUUUCUUUCUUUUUCACAUUCCAUUCUUUCUUUCUUUCUUUUCUUUCUUUUCAUUUCUUUUUUUUUCAUCUUUCUUUUUCUUUUUUUUCAUCUUUUCUUUCUUUUUCUUUCUUUUCUUUUUCUUUCUUUCAGUUUUUAUCAUCUUUCUUUCUUUUUUCACAUUUUUUUCUUUCUUUCUUUCUUUCUUUAUUUUCUUUCUUUUUUUGCCAUCUUUCUUUCUUUUUCACAUUUCUAUUUCUUUCUUUUUCUUGCUUUCUUUUUUUAACUUUUUUAUUUAAUUCAAUUUUUUUUAAUGUCUUUUUAAAUUUUUUUUCUUCUUUUCUUUCACAUAUAAUUUUCUUUCUUUCUUCUUUUUUUUUUUUUUUUUUCUUUUUUUCAUCUUUUUUUUUUGGAAGUUUUCUUUUAGAAAAAAGAUUUUUUUACAUCUUUUCUUUUUCAUUCCUUUUUUCUUUAUUUCUUUUCUUCAGUUUAUUUUAUAUGAUUUAUACAAAAGAUUUUUCUUUUUUUUUUUUUUCUUCCCUUUUUACUGUUUUUUCUUUUUUCUUUUUCAUUCUUUCCUUUCUUUCUGUUUUUCUUUUCUUCAUUCCUCUUUCUUUCUUUCCCGUUUCUUUCUUUCAUUUUCUUAUUCAAAAAAAAUUUUCUCUUUCUUUUUUUCAUUUUUCUUUUCUUUUAAUCUUAUAUUUAUUUUUCUUCAUUAAAUUUUAUUUUCACUUUUCUUUUAUUUUUAUAUUGUAUGUCUUUCUUUCUUUUUUCACUUUGAUUCUUUGUUUUAUUUUUUUUGGAUAUAAAAGGAAAUCUUUUCUUUUUUCUUUGUUUUUCUUUCUUUAUUUCAUUCAUUCUUUAGAAAAUUUCCAAUUUGUCAUCUUUUUUUCUUUUCACUUUUCAUCUCUUCUUUCUUUUCUUUCAUUUGUUUUCUUUCUUUAA